UUACACGUGUGUGCGCGUGGAGUCCAUGCCCCGGCGGCAACGUACUCUUACACAAAAAGGCUGCCAUGGAGUAGUUCGAAGUAGCAAAAGCUCCCUCCCAAGUCUCGAGGGGUACUAACUAGCUUCACUAUACGUAACAGAGCUCGUCCGGUUAUUGAUCGAGAUGUCGACGGUGCCGUUUCCGUCGCGACUUUGCGGCGGCCUUCUGGUGGUGAUGGUGGCGCUUCUGCUUCCUGUCCACUCCGCCGCCGGCAAGUCGAGCUACACCGGCGUUUUAAGCUUCGGCGACUCGCUCGCCGACACCGGGAACGCCCUCGCCCACACGGGCGGCGGGGUCGGCAGCCAGCUGCCGUACGGCGAGACCUUCUUCGGCCAUCCCACCGGCCGGGCCUCCGACGGCCGGAUCGUCCUCGACUUCAUCGUUGAGGAACUGGGGAUGGAGUACCCGACGCCGUAUUUCGCGGGCAAGACGGCGGCGGAUUUCCAGCACGGCGUGAACUUCGCGUACGGCGGGGCGACGGCGCUGGACCCGGAGUUCUUGAGGAGCAGAGGGCUCACGCCGUUCGUGCUGCUCUCGCUGGCGAACCAGACCGCCUGGUUCAGACAAGUUCUACAUCUUGUGCGAUCAGUCCACGCGCAAAGGGAGCUGAUGGCGAGGUCGCUGGUCAUGGUGGGAGAGAUGGGGAUCAACGACUAUCUCGUCGCCUUCUUCGCUAAGCGCACACCAAGCGAGGUCGAGCCCUUGGUGCCGCACGUCAUCCAGGCCGUCCGUUCGCUCGUCAAUGAGGUGAUCUCCGCGGGAGCAAAGACGGUGGUGGUCCGCGGGAUGAUACCGCUGGGAUGCCAGCCGCAGAUGCUAGCUCUCUUCGAGAACACCGCCGGCGCCGAGUACAACGGUAAGACGGGUUGCCUGACGCGGCUGAACGAACUGGCCAGGAUCCACAACCGCAAGCUGUUCCGCAUGGUCCUGGAGCUCCGCCUCGCGAACCUCGGCAGGGGGGUCGACAUCUUCUACGCGGACCAGUACGGCCCCGUCGACAGCAUCGUCAGGACGCCCCGGAGGUACGGCUUCGGCGAGAAGCCGCUGGUGGCGUGCUGCGGCGGAGGGGGCGGCAAGUAUAACUUCGGGUUCAGCACUUUCUGCGGCGUGGAAGGGGCGACGCUGUGCAGUGACCCGUCCAAGUAUGUGUCGUGGGACGGGAUACACAUGACGGAUACCGCCAAUGGGAGGGUCGCCGCUGCCGUGCUCAGGUCCACCGGCAUCUUGCGCCCCAAAUCACUUGGUGUAGCAUCCGCGUAACUGUCGGUCCAUCCGUGUCGGAGUACCGUAGCGUGCGGAGUAGUAAAUGUUUGCACGUUUGACCUAUUAUUGUCGAAAUAUUACAUGUAUCUAGACGUUUUUAAAAAAUAGAUGCAUCCAUAUUUGGUCAAAUUUAAGUCAAGAAUUUAGAAUCA
Brachypodium distachyon (stiff brome) is the source of this 1455-nucleotide messenger RNA. RefSeq names its product GDSL esterase/lipase At1g28600. The coding region runs from base 164 to 1300 and encodes 378 amino acids. Gene Ontology annotation, molecular function: hydrolase activity, acting on ester bonds. The record is from RefSeq and is a predicted model, not a curated record. Lineage: Eukaryota; Viridiplantae; Streptophyta; Magnoliopsida; Poales; Poaceae. The transcript has 4 exons.